Molecule: messenger RNA, 1155 nt
Organism: Anguilla rostrata (American eel)
Lineage: Eukaryota; Metazoa; Chordata; Actinopteri; Anguilliformes; Anguillidae
Product: B-cell receptor CD22-like
Exons: 6
Source: RefSeq, a predicted model, not a curated record
AUCCUCCGAAGAACGUCUCAGUAUCAGUGAGCACAUCUGGUGAAAUAGUGGAGGGCAGUUCAGUGACUCUGACCUGCAGCAGCAGCGCUGCCAACCCACCAGUGCAGAACUACACCUGGUAUAAGAAUAAUAGAACUAUAUCCCCAUGGGGAGGAUCCAGUUACACCAUUAAAAGCAUCACACUGCAGGAUGCAGGAGAAUACUACUGUGAGGCAGGGAAUGCGAUUGGGAGGAAGAGAACUCCUCCUAAACAUCUUGAUGUGCAGUAUCCUCCGAAGAUCGUCUCAGUAUCAGCGAGCCCCUCUGGUGAAAUAGUGGAGGGCAGUUCAGUGACUCUGACCUGCAGCAGUGAUGCCAACCCACCAGUGCAGAGAUACACCUGGUAUAAGAAUAAUAGAGCUGAACUCUCAUGGAGAGGAUCCAGUUACACCAUUAAAAGCAUCACACUGCAGGAUGCAGGAGAAUACUACUGUGAGGCAGGGAAUGGGAUUGGGACAAAAACAUCUCCUCCUAAACGUCUUGAUGUGCAGUAUGCUCCCAAGAACACCUCAGUAUCAGUGAGCCCCUCUGGUGAAAUAGUGGAGGGCAGUUCAGUGACUCUGACCUGCAGCAGUGAUGCCAACCCACCAGUGCAGAACUACACCUGGUAUAAGAAGAAUGACAUUGGUUUCUGGCAGGCAGGAUCUGGACAGAGUUUGAACUUUUCUAACUUUGGAUCCUGGAACAGAGGACAGUACUACUGUGAGGCACAGAACAGACUUGGAGCUCAGAAUGCUUCUGCUCUACUUGUCACAGUGCAAGGAGGUCAGUCACUGAUCGUGGCUGCAGCUGUGGGAGUGGCUGCCAUUUUGGCUCUUGUGUUUCUGGGUGUUGUGUGCCUGAGGAGGAGAAAAUCAACAAAAGAGACAGAAGGGGACAGGCAGGGGAAUAAAAGCCCCAUUUAUGGCAACAUCUCAGGGAUGGCAAUGAGUCACACUGGAACACAGGAUAUGGACAGAGACGACGGUGAAGUUCCCCUCUACGCCUCUGUUCAGCCCGCUAACACCCGCAACCAGGAAAGACUUCUACCCUCCACUGUUCAAAAGCCACUCCCCCAGUGUGAGGAGGGUGUUCAGUACGCCAGCAUCCAUUCCGCCCCUCCAGUGCUGCCCCCAG